Messenger RNA from Penicillium crustosum, 330 nucleotides. Its product is annotated as DUF3759 domain-containing protein. The record is from RefSeq and is a predicted model, not a curated record. The coding region runs from base 1 to 330 and encodes 109 amino acids. NCBI's taxonomy places the organism in Eukaryota, Fungi, Ascomycota, Eurotiomycetes, Eurotiales, Aspergillaceae. The transcript has 3 exons.
AUGGCUUGGGGCUGGAACGAAUCCGAGAGGGCACACCAGGAGGUGUACAACGGUGAGCAGCACCACGAGGGCAAGUUCUCUCACGAGUUCGCUGCCGGUGCCGCUUCCUUUGCCGGCAUGAAGGCCUACGAGGACCACCAGCGCAAGGAGGGCAAGCCCGUCAGCCACGCCUUCGCCAAGGAGCUCCUCGCCGGUAUCGUCGGCGGCGAGGUCGACAAGCUCGUCGAGAGCAAGGGUAUGGACUGGGUUGACCGCGAGAAGGCCCAGCACCACGCCAAGAAGAACGCCGAGCACAUGUACGAGGAGCGUUACGAGCGUGGCAACUACUAA